This is a messenger RNA of Notechis scutatus (mainland tiger snake), 798 nucleotides long. Lineage: Eukaryota; Metazoa; Chordata; Lepidosauria; Squamata; Elapidae. The record is from RefSeq and is a predicted model, not a curated record.
AUGGGAUCGGUGCUCAACCAGCAGUAUCCAACGGGGGCGCGUAAAAGUGGAGAUGAACCCGGGAAAUUGCCGGAACAAGAAGAGGAAGAAGAAGAGGAGGAGGAGGAGGAGGAAACCCAGGUUUUGCACGGAACAGGCCAUUGCAAGUGGUUUAAUGUGAGAAUGGGAUUCGGAUUUAUUUCCAUGCUCAACCGCGAGGGAAGCCCUUUGGAGUCUCCGGUUGAUGUCUUUGUACACCAAAGCAAGCUUUUCAUGGAAGGAUUUAGAAGCCUAAAAGAAGGAGAACCAGUGGAAUUUACUUUUAAGAAAUCUUCCAAAGGCCUUGAAUCAAUACGGGUAACAGGUCCAGGUGGGAGUCCCUGUUUAGGAAGUGAGAGACGACCCAAAGGAAAAACAGUACAGAAAAGAAAGCCAAAGGGAGAUAGAUGCUACAAUUGUGGUGGCUUCGAUCAUCAUGCUAAGGAAUGUAUUCUACCUCCACAGCCAAAGAAGUGCCAUUACUGUCAGAGCAUCAUGCACAUGGUGGCAAACUGUCCGCUUAAAACUGUUCCACAGCAGCCCACGAGUUACCAGGGAAGAUAUGAAGCUGACACUCAGCCAUCCACAUCAGCCUUCCUGAGGGAAGGAGGAGGAGGAGCCUAUGGCUACACUUCUCCAUCCUAUUCUCUAGAAGGAAGGCCAGAUAUCUUACAGCAUUCAGGAAAGUCACCUCAAGAAGCUGCUUCAAGUAAGUUUUCUCCAUCGCCUGAAGAGCAAAACCGGAAGGGACCAUCAGUUCAAAAAAGAAAAAAGACUUAA